CCUGUCAGUUCCUGACUUUAUGCAUGUUUAUUUCUACUCGUUCUAUAAUAUUGCAUUGGAAUUUCCUGUCUUAGAUAGUUUGCUAUUGCAUCGCCAGGACUCUUAGAGAAGCUAUUUGGAUGAUUGAGGGAUAAAACCUCACCUUUGACUUGCAAAACACACCUGAUUUAGUCCUAGGCACCAUGAAUAAGAAUACCUGUAGUCUACGUGGGAAGAGCAAGAGUGUUUCAGAAGAAACUCUGCAUCACAGCACUGAGGAUGAAGAGCCUUCCCAGGGAAUGGAGCCCUAUCUCGUGCGGAGAUUAUCGUCCCGUAACAUUCAGCUUCCCCCACUGGCUUUCAGGCAGUUAGAACAGGCAGACUGGGAUAAAAAGAAUGAUACCGAGACUAUCCCAAGGCCCACAACUCUUCCACUGAGGAUACCUCCUCUGAUUGCCAUUACAGCUGCUGAGUCCAGCAGGUAAGAUCCAGCAAUUUAUUUAUUCAACAUUUCUCGGGGCAGGUACGGGGCUGCUGAUGCUGCCAGUAGGAAAAAAGUUUAUUUCUUUU
Molecule: messenger RNA, 549 nt
Organism: Serinus canaria (Common canary)
Lineage: Eukaryota; Metazoa; Chordata; Aves; Passeriformes; Fringillidae
Product: cAMP-specific 3',5'-cyclic phosphodiesterase 4D-like
Exons: 3
Coding region: 183-464 (93 amino acids)
Source: RefSeq, a predicted model, not a curated record